Molecule: messenger RNA, 888 nt
Organism: Tinamus guttatus (white-throated tinamou)
Lineage: Eukaryota; Metazoa; Chordata; Aves; Tinamiformes; Tinamidae
Source: RefSeq, a predicted model, not a curated record
AUGGCCUCGACGAACAGCUGGAUGCGGCAGCCCUUCCGCAUGGUACACGGCAUCCCCAUGGUCAGCACCUUCGUGCCCGGCUGGGAUCAAGUGGACGCCUUCCAGAGCCACCCCGAGGACAUCGUGGUGGCCACCUUCCCCAAAUCCGGCACUACUUGGAUGUGUGAGGUCGUGGACAUGAUCCUGAAAGGCGGCGACACCGAGAAGUGCAAGGACUUCAUCCACAACCGGGUGCCCAUGCUAGAGCUCCGCGUUGGGGAAACCUCCUUUUCAGGCACGGAGCUGCUGCCCAAGAUGGCGUCCCCGCGCAUCAUCAAGACUCACAUCCCAGCUCACAUCCUGCCCAAGUCUUUCUGGGAAAACCACUGCAAGGUGAUCUAUUUGGCUCGCAACGCCAAGGAUGUGGCUGUCUCCUACUACCACUUUGACCUGAUGAACAAGCUGCACCCACACCCUGGCACUUGGGCCGAGUACCUAGAGAAGUUCAUGGCAGGCAAAGUGGCUUAUGGCUCCUGGUAUGACCAUGUGAAGGGCUACUGGGCGCGGAGGAAGGAGCACCCCAUCCUCUUCCUCUUCUACGAGGACAUGAAGGAGGACCCACAGCGGGAGAUUGGGAAGGUCGUGCAGUUCCUGCAGCGGGAGCUGUCGCCGGCGGUGCUGGAUGCCAUUGCCCAUCACACCUCCUUCGAGAGCAUGCGGGACAACCCCACCACCAACUACACCUCGGUGCCUGCUGACCUCAUGGACCACCAUGUCUCUCCCUUCAUGCGCAAAGGCAUCGCCGGUGACUGGAAGAACCACUUCACGGUGGCGCAGAGCGAGCGCUUCGACGAGGAUUAUGCCCGGAAGAUGGCAGGGACCGACCUGCGCUUUCGCACCGAGCUCUGA